AUGAUGAAGAAGACACAAUCUUGGAGGAGAUACUAUGUUUCAUACUGCACAGUGGACUUCAGGCACUCAAAGGCAACCCCCCCUCCCAAAGCAAUUAAGAUAUGGGCUCAUCUUACUGGAGUUCCACUUGAUCUCAGGCAUACGCAAGGACUCAGUCUGGUCGCUGGGCUUGUAGGUCAUCCCAAAGAGACUGAUGAAUUCACUCGAAACUUGAUCAAUCUCACCGUCUCUCAUGUAAAGGUUGAAGUUGAUCUGACUCAGCCUCUGCCUGAUAUUGUUGAAUUUGAAAGGCAGAGUGGAGAAGUGGUUGAGGUCUCUGUCCAUUACCCGUGGGUUCCUCCUACUUGUUCAUACUGCCAUGAACUUGGUCACAUUGUUAGAAACUGCUUAACUUAUACCCCUCCUCCUAAAGAAACCCCUCCUUCAAAUGAUAUCCCAUCCUCAUCCUCCUCUGUCCCGUCUCCUAUCCCUAAAACUACCCCUAACCCAGCUCUAAACCUCACAAAAACUUCCCAAAAUUUGGCCAAACCCCCUAUCUCUAAGCCUGUAACCUUCUCCCAACCUCAACCAGAAAUUCCUUUCAUUGUCGUGGGUCCUUCUAAAUCUUCUACCCGCUGGGCUCUCAAGAAAAACAAAACCCCUCAAAAAACCCAAAACCAGAACCUUCAUCCUUUUACUGCUCUCUCUUCUUUAGCUGCCCUGCCUCUUCUACCCAAUUCCUUUUCUUCUCCUGACCCUCCACCUCGACCUUCUCUAAAAAGAUCCCGCUCCUCUCCAACCCUCUCUCCACCCCUCUCGCUAAAACCCAAUCCUUUCGCUCCACCAGAUCUCCUAUCUGUCCCUGAAACUCAUGUAAAAGAACCUUUUCUAAACCCUCUUAUCUCAUUACUCUGCCCGGGAUGGAAUCACUUUUCAAAUCACCUAUCAGACCCUGAUGGCCGUAUAAUCUUGAUAUGGAGAGACCCAUUGAAAGUAAGAAUCCUUAGGCAGUCCAGGCAAUGCAUCACUUGUGUCAUCACCCUACCAAACCAACCUGCUCUUUACUACUCUGCGGUGUAUGCAUCGAACUUUAGUGAGGAUCGAUCAGACCUCUGGGUGGAACUGCUUCAAACUCAUAGUGAUUAUGAUCUUGAUAAUAAUUGUUGGAUUGUGGGAGGUGAUCUCAACCAAAUCAUGUAUCACUAUGAGCAUUCUAGUCCUGAAGUCUGCUACGCUGAUUCCCUGAUGUAUGAGCUCCAAAACUGUCUUUCUCAGGCUGGCCUGUUCGAUCUUCGAUACUUGGGUACUUGCCAUACAUGGACUAAUAAGCAACCUACUGAUCCUAUUGCUAAGAAGCUUGAUAGGUUGCUAAUAAACUCCCCUCUGAUCUCUGCCCUGCCCCAAGCCGUUGCUUCAUUCCAUCCUACCUUAACCUCUGAUCAUACCCCUUGUAUCCUUGACCUAGCCUUUACCCUCCCUAAAGUUGGAACCUAUCCCUACAAAUUCCAAAACUACCUAACCAAGCACCCUAAGUUCGCCGAGGUGAUUCGAGAAGCCUGGUUUCAUGCUGGAAGUCUGUGCCAAACAUUAACACAACUGUGUUGGAAGCUCAAGCAAAUAAAGAGAGACUUAAAACUAUUAAACAGAGAGAACUACUCACAGAUUCAGGAGAGGGUUAAUGACACUUACAGUUUGCUUAAACAUGUGCAGGUAAGGGCGUUGGCUGAUCCAACUCCUCAGACUUUCCAAGAAGAAAGAGACCUCCAUCAAAAAUGGUUGUUCCUGCGUGAAAUAGAAGAAGCUUACUUUAGGCAAAAGUCAAGGAUAAACUGGUUGACAGAGGGGGAUUUGAACACUUCGUACUUCCAUCGCAUAUGUCAAGUUAGAGCUUCCAUUAACGCUAUCCGUGCGUUCCUCACUGAUGCGGGAGACUGGAUCUAUGAUCCAAUGGAGAUGAGUAUGCAUGCUCUGGCCCAUUUUCAAUCCGUCUUGGCCCCCAUGGUUCUCUUUCGCUCCCCUACCUCUACUGACGCCCGUUGGUUUCAUGAGCUGCAAACUUAUCGUGUAUCAAGUGACCAAGCUCUGUUGAUGGAGACCGUCCCUUCCUCUGACGAGAUCAGGUCCCUCAUGUUCAAAUUGAACCCCAACAAAUCCCCUGGUCCUGAUGGGCUUACUUCGGGCUUCUUUAAAGCGGCGUGGGAAGUGCUAGGCGAUGAAGUGAUAGGAGCUACUGCUUUUGUAAAAAGGCGAUUAAUCGUAGAGAACUUGGUACUAGCUAGUGAGCUUGUUAAUGGCUACCACAAGAACAAAGGGAGUAAGAGAAUUACCAUUAAAGUCGAUAUUGCAAAGGCAUUUGACACCCUCUCUUGGGACUUUCUCUUCGCGUGUUUGGAAGGAUUGCACAUGCCCGCUCAGUUUCUCAGAAGACUUAAAGCCUGCAUUUGUACACCCAGCUUCAUGUUAGGGUAUAAUGGCACAGUGAACGGGUAUUUUAAAGGCAAAAGGGGGCUGCGGCAGGGAGAUCCUAUGUCUCCCUAUCUCUUUGUUAUUGCAAUGAACUGCUUAUCUCACAUGCUAAACAAAGUGGCAGAGCAAAAUCGAAUGGGAUAUCAUGCUAAGUGCAGAAAGACAAAGUUAACGCACCUUUCUUUUGCAGAUGAUCUUUUAAUUUUCACAGAUGGCUCGAUCGAAUCUGUGCAGUGUGUUCUCCAAGUACUUCGUGACUUCGAAGAAAGAUCAGGCCUGGUUGGAGAUGUUGAGAACCAUAAUUCAGCAAGAGUUGCUUGGAGUACUGCCGUGUUGACUAAAGAGCAGGGAGGACUUGGGAUAAAGGAUUUACAGACCUGGAAUCUUGCAUGCUGUUUACGGCUGAUAUGGCUUUUGUUCUUCAGACCAGACUCUGUCUGGAUAACGUGGUUCAAGGAGGUUGUGCUUCAAGGCUCUAUACAUAACUACUGGUCCACAAACCCAAAGACUUCCUUCUCCUGGCUUUCAAACAAACUUCUUAAGCUCAAGAGUGUGGUGUUUCCACUCAUCCGACUUCAGAUCCAGAAUGGGCGAUCGGGGCGGUUUUGGUUUGACAACUGGAGUCCUUUUGGCUCUCUUGACACUUACCUAGGGGCCUUGGUUUCAAGACUAGGCAUCAACCGUAACGCCACUGUUGCUUCUCUGAACAGGAACGGAUCCUGGCUCCUCCCAAACGCAAGAUCUGAAGAGCAACUGAACCUCCUGGCAUUCAUCACAACUGUCCAACUUAACUCUCAACCGGACUACUACGAGUGGGUAAUUGAAGGGAAAGUCAGUGAAGAAUUCAAAACAGGGGAGGUUUAUCACUACCUGAGAGGUGAAUUCCCAGCUGUCCCUUGGACAAAAGCGGUCUGGCCCUCUAAAAGCAUUCCUCGACAAAACUUCCAUUGCUGGUUAACGACACUAGACCGAUUGCCAACUCGUGAUCGAAUGAUUGGAUGGGGUCUACCAGUAAGCCCUCUCUGCCUCUUAUGUAACUCUAGCGCUGAAUCACGCAAUCACCUCUAUUGGGAAUGUAGCUUCUCAUUUGAUCUAUGGAACCGAGUUGCGCUGAGAUGUGGCAUAUCUCCUUCUCGUGACUAG
This is a messenger RNA of Brassica rapa (field mustard), 3588 nucleotides long. RefSeq lists its product as uncharacterized. Gene Ontology annotation, molecular function: catalytic activity. The record is from RefSeq and is a predicted model, not a curated record. NCBI's taxonomy places the organism in Eukaryota, Viridiplantae, Streptophyta, Magnoliopsida, Brassicales, Brassicaceae.